Messenger RNA from Myotis lucifugus (little brown bat), 4962 nucleotides. It is a transcript of the gene EEF1D, whose product is annotated as eukaryotic translation elongation factor 1 delta. Bases 1698 to 3152 code for a protein of 484 amino acids. The transcript is spliced from 3 exons. The record is from RefSeq and is a predicted model, not a curated record. NCBI's taxonomy places the organism in Eukaryota, Metazoa, Chordata, Mammalia, Chiroptera, Vespertilionidae.
CGCUCCUGCCGCGCUCCCGUCACCUGAGCCGGGGCCCCAGGUAGCGGCACUGCCCUUCCUCUUGCCCCGCACCCCUCAGGGCUUCCCUGGGCAGGGCAGGCGACGGGCCCCACUUGCCCUUGCCUCAGUCCUCGGGCCUAGUUGGGGCGUCCAGAGACAGACUUCCCCUCCCCUGAGCUGUGGCCACCAGAGCCCUGAGCACCUGGGCUGGUGUCGGGGGCCAAGGAAGUGCUGAGGCCAACAGGGUCUGGCAGGGCUUGGGCACUAGGGGCCAGCCUUGUGGGCUGAGCCAGAGGGGCCAGGCCUCAGAGAGGUCAGAGGGCACAUAAGCCCUGCCUGCUCAUCCUGCUGCCCCUUCAGGGACAGUGAGUGAUGUCACAAUGCCCUGCCUUCUGGGCACAAGCUCCUGCCUCCCACCACUGCCUCUGCGGCCAGCCUGGCCUUGGUAAGUGCUGCCACCAGCCUGGGCAGGAAGGUGCCGGGGCGUGUGCCGUUAAAGGCCCCCACGUACCCCUGCAGGGGACAAGGGUCUCUCCCCGAAGUGCCCGGCAGGUGUGGGGCUUGGUCCCCGUGUCCAUGGGCUUCCACCUCUGCUGGUGUUAGGAAGCGUGUGGGUCCAGGCGAGGAGGGGGAAGGGUUUGCCCUCCCGGCUGAAAGGCUGCCCUGCUCUGGAGACCUUGCCCCCUAGGUCUGAGGGCGCCUGGCUCUGUGGGCCACCGGGUCGACGGUCGCUUACGCUCCACCAGUGACCCACAGGAGCCGGGACGGUAGGGGUGUCCUGAGGGAGGGCCGCAGCCCUGGCGAGUUAGCACUGGGUGUUGGUCAGGAUGCCGCCCUCUGCUCUGGGGAGCAGGCCCAGGGUGGGGCUGUGGCUGGGAGGCAAGCUCACAGCCACCUUCUAGGAAGGCCCCUGGGUGAGCAGGGAUCCCGGGCUGCGGGCCCAGGCCCCUCUGUUCCUGCUCAGUGGGGGCUGCCUCCCGUUUCUGGGCUGGUCCGCGGAGUGCCAGCCACAGCGCCACGCCUGGCAGCAGGGCGGUGGGUGGUGAGGCUGUUGCUACGAGGGCGGCAGACAACGAAGGUCCCCUCCAUGAGGAAGGUGGGGCUCAGCCCCCAGCUGCCUCCCACUGCCCCACUGAUGGUGCCCCUUACCCCACGAUGGCCACCUCAGAGACCGCCCAGUGCUUCCGUUAAAACCAGUGCCCGGAGGUGGUCGGGCUUAGCAAAGGCACAGGCCGUCCAGGGACCAUUUCAGGUCAAUAGUAACUGUCGUGGACGUGAGUCUCCCUGUCUCAUGGGCCAGGCUUGUUGGGAAGGGUGUUCCCGUGGGGGUCAGGUGGAGGGAGCGCACUGGUUCCCCGGCAUCCAGUCGGGGAUUCUAUCAGAAAAGGUUUCCGAGGUUUGGAAACCAUCUUCUCUAGACCCCUUUGGAGAGCAUGGUGCAUGUUGGGUUAGAAAAGAAGCUUUGCAGUUAAAAGAAUACAAAUAUUCAUACACCCGUACGUGUAUUUUACCUUCUGAUUGCUUCACUGAGGUCCCUGCGGGUCUGACUUGGGGUCCUGCAUGUUGCCGGAUGGCACCCCCCUUGGGAAGCAUCCGCAGGGUCCUGCGGCACCAGCCGGGCUGCUGAGGGCGGGGCGGGGCGGCCGCGGGCGCUGUGCUCAACUGCCUUCUGUGCUUGCUUCCACUGCUGCGCGCAGAUGAGGAGCGGCAAGGCCUCCUGUGCCCUGGAGACCGUCUGGGAGGACAAGCAGAAGCAUGGGGAGGCCGAGCAGCGCGCCCACGAGCACCAGGCCACGCGAGCCGCCGCCGCUGCCCAGCAGCUCCCGGCUCAGGUGCCAGCCGUGAAUGGGCCGGGGCCGGAGGAGGCCGAGGCCCCGGACAGCAGCAGGGGCAGCCCCCGGAAGAGCCAUUACGGGCGGCAGCCCCUGCAGAAGAAGCGGAAGCGCUCCCCGAAGAGCGGGCUGGGCAGGGCAGACCUGGCCCUCGUGGGCCUCUCGGCCGACCACGUCUGGCUGGACAAGCCGCUUUUCGACCAGGCGGAGAGCUCCUACCGUCAGAGGCUGGCAGACUUGGCUGCCCAGGCAGCCCGGCCACCGGUGCUGGCCCCCAGGGGUCCUUGCACCCACGGAAGCCAGGUGGCCUGCCACCAUGUGACCUGGGGCAUCUGGGUCAACAAGUCUGCCUUUGACCAGGCCGAGAGGGCCUUCGUGGAGUGGUCUCAGGCUCUGCUGCUAGCCACCGAGGGCAGCAGCGGGCAGGGGGCUCCUGACACGGGCCAGCAGGCACCUGCCUUGGCCCUGGCCCUCGCCCACCAGCCUAGCUCCCCAGCCAAUGGCCAGCCCCCGCUGGGCAGCCUGCAGGCGCUGGUGCGGGAGGUGUGGCUGGACAAGCCCCGCUACGACGCAGCUGAGAGGGGCUUCUACGAGGCCCUGUUCGACGGCCACCCCCCCCGGAAAGUGCGCCUGCAGGAGCGAGCCAGCCAGGCCGAGAAUGCCAAGCGGGCCCGCCGAGAGCGGCGGGCCCGCAACGCCGUGGGAAGCAAGCGGGCUGAGCUGAGGCGGGCCGAGGCGGGGGUCCCUCCGUCUGCCCUGCCCUACUGGUACUUCCUGCACAAGGACGCCGAGGCGCCCUGGCUCAGCAAGCCCACCUACGACAGUGCGGAGUGCCGCCACCACGCUGCCCAGGCCCUGCGCGUGGCCUGGCGCCUCGAGUCCACGGCUCUGGUUCACCGGCCCAGUGCCCGGUCUGGCCCGUCCAUGUCCAGCCUGAGACCCAACAGGAAGAUGGCCACAAACUUCCUCGUGCACGAGAAGGUCUGGUUCGACAAGUUCAAAUACGACGAUGCAGAAAGGAGGUUCUAUGAGCAGAUGAACGGGCCUGUGGCGGGCUCCUCGCGCCAGGAGAACGGCGCAAGCGUGAUCCUCCGGGACAUUGCGAGAGCCAGAGAGAACAUCCAGAAAUCCCUGGCCGGAGUGAGUACCGCGGCCGAGCAUCCAGGCUGGCGCUGCCGCCGCCCUCAUGCCACUGCGCAUGACUUCCCCGGUGCCGCUGAUGGCUCUGCCCUUGGAGCAAAGCCAGGGCGAGGCUGCUGCGCAGGCACGGACCUGGCCCAGACCACAGGCACCUCUUCCCCUGCCUCCUUGCUGUGCUGAUCGCCUGCUUGCUGGCGCUCUACUGGGUCCCCUCCUUUGCUCCCUCCCCGCCAGCCACUUCCUUCUGCUUGCUCUGUGCUAAGGGAAGCCUCCCUUCCCUCCUAGGCCUUGACCUCCCCAGAGGAGCCGGGUUCACAGGGGGUGGAGUUCAAAUCACAGAACGAGCACCAUCGAGUUUGAGGCCCCGACAGGGGCCCUGCAGCCCAGCUCGGCUUCCUGGUCCCAGAUGGGACCAUGGCCACCUCUGUCCCUGCCAGGCCAGGAGGCGUGUCCCUAGGAGGCAGCGGACCUACUGGUCUACCUCUCUGGCCAGAGGAGCUGGGGCCUCUCUCUCUGGGACAUGGGAGUGUCCUGGCCCUGGAGGCAAGUGUCCGCACAGCUGUGCUCCUUUGGAGCCUCCAGGAGCAUCCUUCCCGCCUUUCCAGCUUCUAGAAGCUGCCCACUCCAUGGCCUGUGGCUCCUCGCCAGCAGUUCACGGCCUGCUCUAGUCACAUCUCCCCUCCCUGCCUUUCUCUCCUGUGGACCUGGGGGGUGACACUGGGCCCACCUGGAAAAUCCAGGGUCACCUCCCAUCUCCCCUACCUCAUCACGUCUGCAAAGUCCUUUUUGCCGUGUGAGGUCACCUGCCUGCACAGCUGGUUCGGGUGUACUGGCUCCUGGCCACAGGCUGGGCAGCCCCGGCAGGUGUCCUCUGGGAAGUGGUGCCACCGCCAGCUGCCCAGCAGGCCCUGCGUUGGGCAUGGCCCCUACUUGCCUUGCCUCCUACCUCACCAGGGUGAGCCGGGCAGACACAGGCCCUGGCGGCACGAGGUCUUUGCACCCGGGAGGCUCUUCCCCCUCCCACCCUCGGGCCUGGCUGUGGUGGCCAGCUGCUGGGCCCUGGUCUUUGGGGACAGCUGUGCUGUGCUGCUGGGCUUGGGUCACAAAGCACCACGCACCACAGCGUAAGCGUCAGUCCUUUUCUCGUCAUCUGAAGGCUGGAGUCCAGGAUCAAGGUGUGGGCAGGGCUGGUUCCUUCCAAGGCCGCAUUCUUUGGCCUACAGAUGGCCGUUUCUUCCCUUGUCUCUGCAUCCUCUUGCCUCUGUGUGUCCUACGAGGACACCAGCCAGUGGGCUAGGACCACCCUAACGACCUCAGUGUGACGGGGUCGCCCUGUAGAGGCCCUGCUCCAGAACUUUGGGUGUGAGUUCAUGCUGGGGUGGGGCGGGCAUAGCCUUCAUGGAGAGGACUGGUGACGUGCAGGGCGGGUACCAGCGACCUGCUGUCUUCCCACCACUCACCUGCCGCGCAGCAGGGCUCGAGGCUCCAGCCUGUUGCCAGGACCCCGCUCACUUGCUCCCGGCACUAACCCCUGGGAGAGGAGCCUCCGAGCUGGGGCCGGACGGCUGGGCGGGGGCGGUAGCUCUGGCCUCCAUCCCUGUGUGAUCCAGGCCAUCGGAGGUCUUAGUGGGAAUGGUGUGGGGGCCACGGCUGGUGGUGGCGUCUGAGACGUGGGUGUGGGUGGUCCAACGGGAGCUGCAGAGUUGAUGGGUGCUGUUGACUGACCAUAGCAGGGCACUGAGGUGCGCCGAGAGGAGGGGAGUGUCGUGAGCAGAGCCCACCUGGUCCCCUGGCUGGUCAGUGCUCCUUCUCCAGCCACACGGCGCCCUGGCCACCCUGAGCCGGCUCUGCUCGGUGGGUCAUGGGACAGCGUCAGCCUUGUGCUGCCCGCAGUGAGUGACAGAGCCAGGCACCCGGCACCUGUCCUGCCUGGAGACCUUUAGCCUCUCCGUGGUUGGGGGGUGCGGAGCAGGGCUUGUCUGUGCUGCUU